AGACACCACGUAUUUACAUAGGUCUGGUAGGCACGCAUACAGUAUUUUCCAAUACAUUUUAACAUGCACCGUGUUCUAUUUAUACACCAGCUCUCGAGCUGAGUCAAUUUGGCCGAAACCACUUCUCUGCUGUCACUUUGGGAUUGUGACAUGCGCAUUGCGCUCCUCCUGUUUAGUUGCAGAGUGAAGCACAGCAGAUUUUGGAUUGCAAUGGAACCGUUCUGAGUGUGUUUCCCUCAUCAUAAUAAACCUUCCAUUUCUAAUAAAAUGGCAACAAGAAAAGGAGUAAAUUUACCGUUAAUAGAAGCCUGAAGUUCCACUUAUAGGAAUUUAGGGGUAUUUAAAAACAAACAGAGGAAGCGUAUGCACUGCCCUUUUGUUGUGGAGUGGAACUUUGUUCAGAAAAAAGAACUCUUGGGACAGGGAGAGCCAGCCAUGGAAGAUUUUGGAUCCGCUCUAGAGAAGAACGCCGCGGAGCUGACAGUCAUGGAUGUGUAUGACAUCGCUGCCGUGGUGGGCCAGGAGUUUGAGCGGAUUAUAGACCAGCACGGCUGUGAGGCGCUGGCCAGGCUGAUGCCCAAAGUAGUGCGGGUGCUGGAGAUUCUGGAGGUGCUGGUGAGCCGAAACAACAUCAACCCUGAAACCGAGGAGCUGCGGCUGGAACUGGACAGGCUGCGCCUGGAGAGGAUGGACCGGAUGGAAAAAGAGAGGAAGCACAAAAAGGAGCUGGAGCUGGUGGAGGAUGUGUGGAGAGGGGAAGCCCAGGAUCUGCUGACCCAGAUCACACAGCUUCAGGAGGAGAACAAGAACCUCCUCACCAACCUCUCCCCCAGGGACGCCAGCAUGACUGUGGAGGCCUUUCACAAGCAGGAAGGGAUGUCAGAGAGGGAGAGGCAGGUGAUGAAGAAACUGAAGGAAGUUGUGGACAAGCAAAGGGACGAGAUCCGAGCAAAAGACAGAGAGCUGACUCUGAAGAAUGAGGACAUUGAGGCACUACAGCAGCAGCAGAACCGGCUGAUGAAGAUCAACCACGACCUGCGGCACAAGAUCACGGUGGUGGAGGCGCAGGGCAAGGCGCUCAUCGAGCAGAAGGUGGAGCUGGAGGCGUUCCUGCAGACUCACGAGCAGGAGAUGAGCAAGCUGCGGACCGAGAUCGGGAAACUGAGGGAGAAACUGCAGGGCGAGCCCAGCCACAACGGAGAGGAGCCCAAGGCGGAAUCUAUCAUCGAAGAGGAAUCUGCUUCAGAGAAAAUGGCCUCAGAGUUGAAAGACCCAAACCGCCCACGCUUCACCCUGCAAGAGCUUCGGGACGUGCUGCACGAGAGGAAUGAGCUGAAAGCAAAGGUGUUCCUGUUGCAAGAGGAGCUGGCCUAUUACAAAAGCGAGGAAAUAGAGGAGGAGACGGGCCCCCCCACUCCGACCCCCCCACCAGUCCUGCACUCCAGACCAGCGACCCAGCCCGAGUCCGGUAUCAAAAGACUGUUUAGUUUCUUCUCACGGGACAAAAAACGCAAUUUGCAGAGAAACGUGCGGUUUGAAGACACGUUCAGUGCGUGGGCAGAUAAAGAGGACGCCUACACCGAACAAGGGCAAGAAGCUUUGCAGCAUCUCUGAUUGAGUGCAUUCGUUAACCUGGACUAAGAAGCAGCACAGUAUGAAUGCUACUGGCCAAUACAAAAUGUGACUAUGAAAAUUAUAAUAAAAAAAAAGAAACUGUCAAGAUCUAAAGGGAACAGGUCUCAGUUAACAAGCCUCUCUCUCUUCUGGCUACUAUGGAUGAUCCAAUACCAACACCUCGGUCCAGUUUGUCCCCCGUAAAAAAAAAUUGUUUAUCAUUCAAGUCACAGAAUUUGGUCGGACACAUUUCACCAGCCAUGAUGAGUGGCAGCGGCUAAACCUUUAAAUGUGAUUUAAAAGAGACGCUAGAAAGUUGCUUGAAACUGCACACAUAGUAAAAAUGCUUGGUUUAUCUAAGGAUUAAAAUGCAUUAAUUUAGUGUUUUAUGGUUGUCCAACGCCCACUAUACACAGUGGAACUAAUCACACUUCACAUGCGGAGAAGUAACCAUGUAUAAGAACAUAAGAAAAGUUUGGGAAUGAGAAAAGGUCAUUCGGGCUUGCAUGCAAGACAGGCAGACAGUGUAUGUUUUUGCAACAAAUUAGGGACAUAUCUUUUGACAGGUUACUGGAAUCGUAGAACGUUCAUCUAAUGAGCUGAGGUUCUGGAAUCCUGCAAGAACCGAGUCAUGUGACUGCUCCAAACGGUACACCCAUGGAAUAUAUAACACCAUAUGAUGAAAUUGAUCUGAAAUACCAGACAUGCGUUUACGACGAGACUGUAAACAGGUACCAGCACAAGACCGACUUCAUGAAGCAAACUUUAGAAAAUGCAAAAGAAAACAACACGUGGAGUUAUAAGUGCUGCACUCAGGAAAAAAAGAUUGUUUUAAUUCAAUUUGAACACGACAAACAAAUAAACCCAGAAGUAAGUAAUGAAUAGUCUUGUAGAAAAAUAGUUUGUGGAACAAAGCAAGUGGAGGGGAUUAUACCCUAAGAUUGGAGUGUAGGUGCCAGAGACCUGUGGUAAUGGUUGGAUUCACAUAGAAAGUGAGAUUGACAAUGGAGUGACAGUUGCUGCAAAGUGUGGCACAAAACAAUAGAUGAAAGAGAAUGAGGUGAGAGUUUCAGAACAGAACCAAGACAGUAACAAAGAGAAAGGCAGUGAGGCAAAGGCAGACGUGUUAAUGAAGUGUUACAUUGUUAAAAAACCAAAUGAAAUCAGAAACCUUUACUUAACCCGAUUAGAAAAAGUUUCAGCCUGUUUUGCAUUUGGGGUGCAUCAUUAAAACUAGUUAAUUGGUAGACAUACCUAGAAUCGCUCCCGAGUUCACCUGGACACUCCAAAUCAUCAGCAUCCCCUCAUUCACCAGCAAGCUCCAGAAAUAAUGUCUGCAAAAGUUACUUUGCAAUUCCGAGAAAUAAUGAAGGGAGUUAUGAAAUGAUCCCUGCUCAAUAGGGCUUGGAGAACACCGUAAAACAGUAUUAUGAAAUUGUGAACAAAAAAACAAAACAAAAAAGCUAUUAACUUGGUCUUCUAAGACCUGGCUAAUUGUUUUGCUUUCUAUUUUUUAUAAAUUGUAUUACAUAAAUAUGAUUACUCUCAAUGUAUAUGUUGGCAUAGUCCUAUGAAGAGGGAUAGCACAGUUUUUUUUUUAAUUGCUUUACUGUAAAACUGAAUUAGGUUGAAGCACUUCCCCUAGACUCUUCACCUGUGCUGUAUAUCCAAGCUAAUCUUAAUGAGCUCUGUUGUGCACCACAGAAGAGCUGAACCUGUCUUCAGCACGUGUUCUUCUGAUCAACCCAGGAAACACAUAAGGAAUUAAAAAUGCCUGGAUUGUGUUAAAUAAAGGGAUAACAGUCAUUUAAAUUCUGAAACAGGGAAAAAAGAUUGCGUUUUGCCCUUGCUUUUCAGCCUCAAGGAGCACAAUAUUGUACAGCUGUAGUCUUGUUAAUGCCUGGCAUCCCAUAAAAAAUAAAAAAACAAAUAAAAAAAAACCAUUUCAUGGCAAUUUAUUAAAUUACCACUUUACUGUAAAGGCACUAGCUUUUCAUCUUACCUUUCAGAGGCGUUUUUGUAUUGUAGAUAUUAGUUAUUCAAAAGGUGAUUUUUUUUCCAAAUCAAUAAUGCAGUAUUGACUCAAGAUACGCCUGCUUAAUAAAGUACUUAUAAUCCUUU
This is a messenger RNA of Acipenser ruthenus (sterlet), 3735 nucleotides long. RefSeq names its product RILP-like protein 1. The record is from RefSeq and is a predicted model, not a curated record. NCBI's taxonomy places the organism in Eukaryota, Metazoa, Chordata, Actinopteri, Acipenseriformes, Acipenseridae. The transcript has 7 exons. The coding region runs from base 364 to 1614 and encodes 416 amino acids. Gene Ontology annotation, cellular component: cytoplasm; ciliary basal body. Gene Ontology annotation, biological process: cilium assembly. Gene Ontology annotation, molecular function: protein dimerization activity.